CCUCCUUUCCUUCCCGCUUUCCCCGGGAGAAACAUGGCCGGGAGCAGCGAGGAGGCGCCAGACUACGGGCGAGGCGUCGUGAUUAUGGACGAUUGGCCAGGAUAUGACUUGAAUUUAUUCACAUACCCACAGCACUAUUAUGGGGAUUUGGAAUAUGUCCUCAUACCUCACGGCAUCAUUGUGGACAGAACUGAACGGCUGGCUAAGGAUAUUAUGAAAGACAUAGGAUACUGUGACAUUAUGAUUCUGUGUGUGCUUAAAGGAGGUUACAAGUUCUGUGCCGAUCUUGUAGAACACCUUAAGAACAUCAGUCGAAAUUCAGACAGAUUUGUCUCUAUGAAGGUUGAUUUCAUCAGACUAAAAAGUUACAGGAACGACCAGUCCAUGGGCGAGAUGCAGAUAAUUGGAGGCGAGGAUCUUUCAACACUGGCUGGAAAGAACGUCCUCAUUGUUGAGGAUGUCGUUGGAACCGGGAAGACCAUGAGGGCCCUGCUCAGUAGCAUAGAGAAGUACAAGCCCAACAUGGUUAAGGUCGCCAGUUUGUUGGUGAAGAGAACACCUAGAAGUGACGGCUUUAGACCCGACUAUGUUGGAUUUGAGAUUCCAAACUUAUUUGUGGUGGGUUAUGCCUUAGAUUACAACGAAUACUUCAGAGAUCUGAAUCACAUAUGCGUGAUCAAUGAGCAUGGCAAAGAAAAGUACCGGGUCUAAAGGAGUCAAUUCUCACCAUUGACUCUCCAGAUAACAUCGUAACUUACGACCACAGUUGGAAAGCCAGCAUGUAGAGUUUGUCUCCCCAGGCAUCUUCACUCAGCAGGAUAUAAAAGAAGAAAAAAAAAUGUUUUAAUGAGAGAGCUUUCUUUUCUGAGGUUAUAACAUAAAGAGUACCAAAGGUUGUUAAGGAAAAGAAAGCAAUGCUUUAUUUGACUUGUUCCAAAUUAAAUACUCCGCCUUGUGACUCAUGAGUUCUACCUACCUUCACACUCUCUGAAACUUCACCAUUCUUGAUUCCAACACAGCCUUUAAGCUUGAUCACCAUACCCCCACCUAGUUACUCAAAUAUUUUUCACUUAACUUUUUUUUUUUUUAAUAUUCCGUUUUGGUAACAUUUUGCAAUCUGAAGAAACUGGAAGGCUUUCCAGUUAAGCUCUGAACCCAAAUCCUGGGAAUGCAACUAGAUUCCCAUACUAAAAAAGGAGAGAAAGGACAAUUUAAUAUAAAUUUCUGUUUGUGCAUUUUUGGCAGGCCAUAACUAUUUGCUUUGACAAAGCCUUUUUGAACUGUAGCAUAUAAUGAAUCUUAAUGAUGUUAUGAAAUGAGCCUUUGCUCAGUGCUGUUGAUACUGGCUUCCGGUAUGUGAUAACGGUGUGUCAUGUCUGCAUGGAUGUACUCAACUGUGUUUAAUACUCUGAAUUUUAAUUAGAAAAAA
Messenger RNA from Lontra canadensis (Northern American river otter), 1429 nucleotides. RefSeq names its product phosphoribosyl transferase domain containing 1 (gene PRTFDC1). Gene Ontology annotation, molecular function: hypoxanthine phosphoribosyltransferase activity. The transcript is spliced from 9 exons. Gene Ontology annotation, biological process: purine ribonucleoside salvage. Lineage: Eukaryota; Metazoa; Chordata; Mammalia; Carnivora; Mustelidae. The coding region runs from base 34 to 711 and encodes 225 amino acids. The record is from RefSeq and is a predicted model, not a curated record.